AUGCCUACUCCUACGACUAGUCCUGCUUCUACUCCUAGGAGUAAUCGUGUGCCAAAAUAUAUUCCUAGGAGCAUUUCUAUGACUAAUCCUAGGAAAUGGCGUGUUCCUAAGCCUAUUCCUUGGACUAGUCGUAUACCUAUUCUUAGGACUAGUCCUGUGCUUUUUCCUAGGAAUAGUCCUAUGCCUAUGCCUAGGUAUAAUCCUAUGCCUAUGCCUAGGUAUAAUCCUAUGCCUAUUCCUAGGACUAGUAUUUUGCCUAUUUCUAACACUAGUUCUGCACCUAUUUUUAUUACUAGUAAUGCGCUUAAGCCUAUUCGUUGGACUAGCCUUUGCCAAUGA
Messenger RNA from Stegodyphus dumicola, 339 nucleotides. Its product is annotated as cathelicidin-3-like. NCBI's taxonomy places the organism in Eukaryota, Metazoa, Arthropoda, Arachnida, Araneae, Eresidae. The record is from RefSeq and is a predicted model, not a curated record.